AGCGCUCCUGCGGGUUACCGUAGUGACGUCACGGGGGAACACAUUUGAAUAGUUCCUGAGAAACUCGUGGUGUGAGAACUGGGACACAUUAAUAGCUCAUAUUUCCGCCGUCUGGAGUGAUAUAAGCCUGAAAACAAGCAUGAACGUUCAGCCUUCAAACCCCAAUAACCCGAUAGUGUUUUUCGAUGUCACCGUUGGAGGACAAGAAGUGGGCAGAAUGAAGAUCGAGCUUUUUGCUGACAUUGUUCCGAAGACUGCAGAAAAUUUUCGGCAGUUCUGUACUGGUGAAUUCAAGAAGGACGGUGUUCCUGUAGGCUAUAAAGGCUGCACAUUUCAUCGGGUGAUAAAGGACUUCAUGAUUCAGGGUGGUGAUUUCGUCAAUGGGGAUGGCACUGGUAUCUGCAGUAUCUACAGGGGACCGUUUGCAGAUGAGAACUUCAGAAUGAAGCAGUCUGGCCCAGGACUCUUGUCAAUGGCAAACAGUGGACCUGGAACAAAUGGCUGUCAGUUUUUUAUUACCUGCACAAAGUGUGAUUGGUUGGAUGGGAAGCACGUGGUAUUUGGAAAAGUGGUGGAUGGUUUGCUUGUCAUGAGAAAAAUUGAGAAUGUACCAACAGGACCCAACAACAAGCCUAAGCUGCCCAUUGUCGUUGCCCAGUGUGGAGAAAUGUGAUGUAUUACACAUCAGAAAAGACAUGUGACCUUUGCUUUAAAGAAAACAGACAAGCUAUUUCGGACAGACUAACUUAUCAUCAUCUCCAUUGCAAAUCGUGUCAUUUUUGUAUAGGUCAUUUUGUGGAAUUGCCUGAUUUUUUGUGAAAAAUUCUUGGUUGAACGAGUUUGUAAUUUUAUAUUGUACAAUGUAAGUCACAGCAGAAUUUGCAUGUUAGCACUCGACACUGAUUCAGAGCAGAUUUCACCAUUAGCUCAUCUGACUUUCUUUUAUCGACAUUUGCAUUUAUGACCAAACUUGAACAUUCAAGACAGAAACAUGUAUUCUUUGUACAUUCUUUUAUUUUGAUCAGCCUUUAGAAAUGGCCUUAAGACCGUUGAGGGUUUUCUUAGCCUUGUAACUUAAUAAAUGUUGACCCGUGUUUUUUUUUUUUUUUUUUUUAAGUCAUCGUUUUACAUUCUUUAUUUCACUUCAGAUUCAGUGAGAAUUGAAAUCAAGAGACGUUUCCUGAAUUGUCAAGGUCUUCGAGUUUAUGAUACUGAGCCAACACCUUAAAGGACAUCUUAAUGCAAAUUCCUUAUGGUUGUACUCCCUUUGUCUUCUUGCUGCCUACCCUAACCCAAAGCCCCUUCCCCCAUCUCUUGGACCGUGUCCCACGUGCACAAAAGGGCUCUUUCAGCUGAAGUGCAGGAAGAGUUUGGACUCGGUGGGAGGCUUCUGGGGUCAAUGUUAAAGCCCGUCUUUGUGUGGGACAACAGGGCCAUUAACAAUAAAAUCACACUUCAACCAGGUCUCCUCCACGGUAGUGCCAAAAACAUAUUUACAUGACAAAAGGCAAGGGGGUAGCGUGGGUCUGUCUCAAAUGGUCAUUGAGUGCUUCCUUUAUAAUGCGGUGGGAGAAGUCAGUGAUGGGAUUUAUUUACAUUGAAGUCAUGGAUUGAUUCAGGUUCUGAUUGGUUCACUGAUGAGUGAAGCUAUUCAUACCUGCUUCAUUUCUGUCUUUGUCGAUUUGAUGUCUGUUAAAUAUUUUGCA
Molecule: messenger RNA, 1706 nt
Organism: Sinocyclocheilus grahami
Lineage: Eukaryota; Metazoa; Chordata; Actinopteri; Cypriniformes; Cyprinidae
Product: peptidyl-prolyl cis-trans isomerase H-like
Exons: 9
Coding region: 140-673 (177 amino acids)
Biological process (GO): protein folding; protein peptidyl-prolyl isomerization
Cellular component (GO): cytoplasm; intracellular membrane-bounded organelle
Molecular function (GO): cyclosporin A binding; peptidyl-prolyl cis-trans isomerase activity
Source: RefSeq, a predicted model, not a curated record